CCAAUACAUUGGAGCUGAUAUUUUCAAGUUUUAUAUUAUUCGUUUUGUUCGUAUCAAAGAUGAUUUUCCAGUUGUGUAUUUUCUGCCUUUCUGCGGCCAUGUUGGAGAUUCCUUCAGUUGAAGGUGACAAAGGAUGCGGCUUAUCAGCAGAUGUCGUUUUCAUCAUCGAUGCUUCCAGAAGUAUCUGGCCACCCUAUUUUAAAGCACAGCUGAAGUUUGUUGAAGAGAUGGCUUCCUCCUUUGAUAUUGGCACUGACAAGACCAGAAUUGGGGCUGUGACCUUCUCAGAAGGCUACCGGAAUGAAUUUCUCCUCAACUCCUACAGCGACAAAGAUUUGGUAAUUGCAGCCAUCAAAAAUAUUACUUUUACGAAAGGGGAUUACACGGAUACAGGAUUGGGUCUGAGAUAUGCACGAAACACUAUCUUCAACCCUGCAAAUGGCGCUCGACCAAACCUGCCACAAAUUGCCAUCAUCAUCACUGAUGGAGAGUCAACCAAUGGCACCUUGACACUUGUCGAGGCACAGAAAACACGUAACAAGGGUAUUACCAUUUUUGCUAUUGGAGUUGGUGCUGCUGAUUUAGAUGAAUUGAAUGGAAUGGCGAGUAAACCAUCAGAUGAAUUUGUUGUCAAGGUGGAUAAUUAUAGUAAAUUGAAAGGAAUUCAAGAUCGUCUUGCUCUGAAAGCCUGUGAAGCUGCCACAACUCCCAUACCUACCACAACGACAACAACCACCACAACAACAACCCGAGCUCCAACUACGACAACAAAGAAGCCUGAAACAACCACUGAAGAGGAGAUGCAGGGAGAUAAGGACACAGAGAAGGAAUGUAGUGGAAAAAAUUCGGACAUCAUCUUUGUCUUGGAUAAAUCCAGUAGUAUUGACAACAGGGACUUCUCUACACAACUGACCUUUGUCAAUGACGUGAUUUCAUUGUUUGACAUCGGACCAUCCAAAACCCAGAUAGGAGUCUUAACCUUUAGUGAUGUACCCAAGGUUGAAUUUUAUUUGAAUAAAUUCCAAGACAAACAGAGUAUUAUGAAAGCAGUGUCCGAUAUUGAAUACACCGGUGGUAACACUUACACUAACCUCGCUUUGGAAGUUGUCAGAGAACAAAUGCUGUCUCCACAAAAUGGCGCUCGUCCCGAACUGGCUCGGAUCGUCAUUGUCAUUACGGAUGGGAUCAGCCGUCGCCAGAUGGAUACAGCGAGAGAAGCAGCGAGUAUCAAGGCCUCUGGUGUUUACAUGUUUGCUGUUGGUGUUGGAAGUGAUUUGGACAUGGAAGAAUUAAAAAACAUUGGAUCUCGACCAGAAUCCAAUUAUGUUUAUCAAGUAAAUGGAUAUAAUGCCCUCGGAACCAUCAAAAAUCUGUUAGCUUUCAAAACAUGUUCCACAUCCAAAGAACAAAAAGACAUUUUAACUCGCUGUGGUAGUCGGUCACCAGCUGAUGUCAUGUUUGUAACCGACUUUAGCCAGGCCAGUUUCGCCGAAAUGUCGAACAAUCUGGAAGUUAUUGGCAACGUUGCACAGGGACUUGACGUGGGAAGAGAAACCGUACAUGUUGGACUGGAGUCCAGUGAUUGCCCUGAUGUCGGCAGUAUCAAUCCAUUACAGUAUUACAAUGCAAAAGGGUUUGCCAGGGCUAUCACGGUACAAAGUGAUGUCCGGGUGUCCAAAUUAUUAGCCACUGCCCGACAGACCUUGACUGGUCGAUAUGCCAGGAAAAAUUCCAAGAGAGUUAUUGUCCUUUUCACCAGUGGACCAAUCAGCGAUUUCAAAGAAACUGCGCGGGAAUUGCAGCGAGCUUAUCAUCGACUUAAUAACAUCCGGGUUAUCAUGGUAGCUGGUAGCAGCACAGGUGAGAAAGAUAUUUUACAGUUGGUCGCCAAACCAGCAGACCAAUUCCUGGUUCGGUAUAAAGAGUUGGGUCAAGGACAGGGACUAUUAAACAGAAUUUGUAAUCUUCUUCGAUCUCCGGUGUAAUUAUUCUAGAAAACAGAUAAUUUAAUUUAUUAUAUUUUAUUAAAGAGCCCACUAUGUUUGAACUUCUGUAGUAUUCAUGAUGAUUUUUGUAUGAAAUAUAGCAUACCAAUAGUAUUUAUUUAACGUUUUGUAUGAAAUAUUAAAUUCCAAUAGUAUUUAUUUAACGUUUUGUAUGAAAUAUUAAAUUCAAAUUGUAUUUAUUAUAAGUUUUGUAUGAAAUAUGAAAUACCAAUAGUAUUUGUUAUAAGUUUUGUAAAUAAAUUGUAAUAAUCAAU
Molecule: messenger RNA, 2260 nt
Organism: Patella vulgata (common limpet)
Lineage: Eukaryota; Metazoa; Mollusca; Gastropoda; Patellidae
Product: cartilage matrix protein
Exons: 10
Coding region: 60-1985 (641 amino acids)
Source: RefSeq, a predicted model, not a curated record